Molecule: messenger RNA, 999 nt
Organism: Xenopus laevis (African clawed frog)
Lineage: Eukaryota; Metazoa; Chordata; Amphibia; Anura; Pipidae
Product: olfactory receptor 6B1
Exons: 1
Coding region: 1-999 (332 amino acids)
Source: RefSeq, a predicted model, not a curated record
AUGACCAUCUCAAUGUCUAACCAGUCUGUGGUCACUGAGUUUAUCCUCCUCGGUUUUCCAGGUCUACAGCCAAAUUUCUUUCUUCCAGUCUCACUUACAAUGUUUGUUGCCUACAUCGUUUCACUGAUUGCAAAUAGCACAGUCAUUACAAUAAUUAUCCUGAGAGAACAACUUCACCACCCCAUGUAUAUUAUUAUUGCUAACCUCGCUCUCUCUGACCUUCUCUUUGACACAAUAACAUUACCUAAAAUCAUUGCCAAAUAUUGGUUUGGAGCAGGGUCUAUAUCAUUCAACUGGUGCUUCUUCCAGCUCUUCUGUAUCCAUACCCUUGCAAGUCUUGACUCCUUCAUCAUUAUGCUGAUGGCUAUUGAUCGUUAUGUUGCUAUCUGCAAACCUCUCAGGUAUCACUCCAUUAUCAGCAAUAGGCUGGCGACUCUGCUCUGCUGCAAAUUCUGGCUCUUUGCUGCCCUAAUUGGAUUAGCUAUGACUUUAAAUGCUGGACAACUUCAUUACUGUGGACCUAACCGUGUCAAGAACUGUUUCUGUGCCAACCCAGCUGUAAUAGUUUUGUCGUGUGUUGAUAUUACCUUGGAAAGAAGAAUAGGUUUUAUAAUUAACAUGUGUGUGUUCCUCUUCCCAUUGACUGUUAUUAUUCUCUCAUACAUUCCCAUAAUCAGGGUUGUGCACUUAGCAGCCAACAAUGAGACCUGGCAGAAGGCAUUUUAUACCUGUACCACCCAUUUAAUUGUCAUUUGUUUGUACUUCAUCCCUAGGUUGUUUUUGAACAGUACCAGUCAGAUCCCUUUGACUCUCAAUGCUGAUACAAACACCUUAAUUGUUUCUAUCUUCACAUUUAUUCCUCAUUUAGCCAACCCCAUUAUUUUUUGUCUUCGGACCAAAGAGAUCAGAAAUAUUUUGGGGCAAAGGUUCAGUGGCAUUUUCCAUAGGGCUGAGCACAAAUCUGAAACACCAUUAUUUUUAAGGGUCAUUAAGUUCUGA